Molecule: messenger RNA, 1716 nt
Organism: Rhineura floridana
Lineage: Eukaryota; Metazoa; Chordata; Lepidosauria; Squamata; Rhineuridae
Product: aurora kinase B-like
Exons: 9
Coding region: 198-1292 (364 amino acids)
Biological process (GO): regulation of cytokinesis; mitotic spindle organization; protein phosphorylation
Cellular component (GO): spindle microtubule; spindle pole centrosome; spindle midzone
Molecular function (GO): ATP binding; protein kinase activity
Source: RefSeq, a predicted model, not a curated record
GAGCUGAUAGGAAUUUUUCAGUGAUAGUAGAGAAAGCUUGAGCUAAGGUCCCUGCUGAAAUCCUGCUUUCUUCUAGAGUUUGGGAGGAUUCUGCAAAUUGAGUUGGUUUGUUAGGUAAUGAACAUGCAAUUUUUAAGGGACCACUAGAUGAAUGUAGCACAAGUGUUGCUAAGGGAGCAUACUUCCCUUGAAGACUGAUGGACCACCAGGAGACUGCAGAUGUACAUCCCGGCAAAACUAGCAAAAAGCCAUUUGUGAUGAAGCCAAAGAUGCCCAGCUCCAUCAUACAGCAGAUGCCUCUAAGGAAACAGUUCAGCAGCUCCUCUGUUUCAGUCUGUGCCUUUCAGGGGGGACAGUCUCCAAAACACAAGACACUCCUAAACAAAGACAAAGGAAGAUUGGAGUCAAAGGGAGAAGAAAAUGGAUCUAAAACAAGUGCCAAACGUGACUCUGGUUCUCUGCUUCCCAGGAAAAUGUGGGGCACCUCAGAUUUUGAAUAUGGCAAGCCGCUUGGCAAGGGGAGAUUUGGAGCGGUGUACUUGGCCCGGGAGAAGACGACUCACUUCAUCUUGGCCUUGAAAGUCAUAUUCAAGUCAUCGCUAGAGAAAGCUCAGCUAGAACACCAGCUCAGAAGAGAGAUAGAAAUCUUAAGUCACCUCAGGCAUCCAAAUAUCUUAAGGAUGUAUAACUAUUUCCAUGAUCAGACACGGAUUUUUCUAAUGUUGGAAUAUGCUCCAAGGGGAGAACUGUACAAGGAGCUACAAAAGAAAAAACAUUUUGAUGACAUCAGAACAGCCACAUAUAUGGAAGAAAUAUCUGAUGCUCUGAUGUACUGUCAUGCUCAGAAAGUGAUCCAUAGAGAUAUUAAACCGGAAAACCUCCUGUUAGGAUUAAGAGGGGAGCUGAAGUUGGCAGACUUUGGCUGGUCGGUACAUGCACCAUCACUUAGGAGAACAACACUGUGUGGCACUACAGACUAUCUUGCUCCAGAAAUGAUAGAGGGGAGUCCGCACGGUGAGAAUGUUGAUGUGUGGUGUGUUGGUGUCCUUUGUUAUGAGUGUCUUGCGGGAUACGCACCGUUUGAAGCACCAACUCGCACGGAGACUUUCAGAAGAAUACAAGAGGUGAACUUUGCAUUUCCUUCUUGGGUGUCCGAUGGAGCCAAGGACCUAAUCUCCAAAGUACUAAACCAUAUACCUUCAUUGCGGCUUCCCUUGAAAGAAAUAAUAGUACACCCAUGGGUUAAGGCUAACUCUAGGAGAAUCUUGCCACCUGUCUACAACGAAGACUAAAAGCUUGUCCUGCAUCUUGAAGGCUGUUGACCACCCUGCACAUACCUCUGUCUUUUUAGGUAGCUGGCUGCAGCAGUAGAUAGACUGGACCAAUUAUCAUGCUCUUGCCUUUACCUAAACCUGGGGUGGGAAGCUUGUGCCACAGUGGAUGAUGUUGGAUUCAGUCUCCCAUUAUUCCUGACCAUUGGCCAUACUGGCUAGGGCUAAUGGGAGCUGGAGUCCAACAUCAUCAGGAAUGCCACAAGGUCCCAUUUCUCCUAAACCAUUCCUCUUUUGCAAAGCAUUAUCACCACUACUGGUGAUAUGAUCUACUGUAUCUGUGGAAUAUUAAGCAGCAAUGUAAAGGGGGGGAGAGGGGAAGCUAAGCUUUGUAUCAUUUUAAACUUUAAAAAAAGAAUAAAUGCGUGUUAAUAAAUCUCAGACU